Molecule: messenger RNA, 6036 nt
Organism: Rhipicephalus sanguineus (brown dog tick)
Lineage: Eukaryota; Metazoa; Arthropoda; Arachnida; Ixodida; Ixodidae
Product: cyanocobalamin reductase / alkylcobalamin dealkylase
Exons: 4
Coding region: 88-834 (248 amino acids)
Biological process (GO): cobalamin metabolic process
Cellular component (GO): cytoplasm
Molecular function (GO): cyanocobalamin reductase (cyanide-eliminating) (NADP+) activity; FAD binding; demethylase activity
Source: RefSeq, a predicted model, not a curated record
GCGCAUCUCGCCAUUGACCGGCUUCCUCGCAAACACGCCGCGGAGCACCGUCUCAUCGUAACGGAGCACCGGCGAGCUCGUGUGGCGAUGCGGGUAGAGCACGUAGCUGCCGUGCUAGAGCAGCUGCUGUCACCCGUGGGCAUCGAAACGUAUCCUUUCAAGAUCUCGUGGUACAACGAGUGCGUGCCGGAUGCCUUCAAGUUCCCGCACCAGCCGGACACGCUGUGUUUCGUGGCCAUCAGCACACCGUCGACGUUCGAGAGGGCCUUCUUGCCUUUCAUCCUGGACAAUCGCAACUCUUCGCUCAAGGACCCGUACGACCAGUGCAUGACGGCCUGCUUCGCCACAGUCAAGCAGGCUUUUCCUAAUGAUGUGCUGGAGGUGAUUCAAGAUUUUGAACUGCAUCCCAACCGGCGACCAAAGGUCAUCAUGCAGACUGCUGGUCAUGUGGCCGGUGCCGUGCACUAUUACAGCUGCAGGGGCAUGCAGUUUGACGAGGAGCUCCCACCGAAAAAGAGGCUUCUCGGUGUCAGCAUUCACCCGCGAUACGGCGGGUGGUUCGCAUUUCGAGCCGUCUUCAUCUUCCGCAACAUCGUCGUGCCCGAUCUCCAACGGAGGCAGCCGGUGGAUGUUGUUCGUUCCGACGACCAGCGGACAAACCUCGUGCGCCUGUUCAACUUCUCGUGGCGUGAUGGACGCUAUCGCGACAUCAUCGAUGUGGAGGAGCGCUACUCCGCGAAGCAGCAGGAAUACUUCAACACGCUACCUGCCCAAAGGUGGCAGCUCAUCGAGAAGUGGAGGCAAGAGGCUAGCUCCUGCAGACAGCUUUCCUGAUGACUGUUGCCCCUACUAGCUGGUGAAAUUAGUAGUUGCCAUUCCACAUCUCAGGAAAGGAGAGAGGACGUUUGAAGCACGGGAAACUUAUCCAGUUCCGCAAAAUUUUCUAUAGGUAACACGAAAACCAUGAUUUGUGUAAGUUGGUUUAUUUCACUGGAAGUGCGAUAGGGCAUCAAAGACAAAAGGUGCAAAAAAAGGAAUGUAUUGUGAAAUAGGGGCCCAUUUCCAGCAACUGCAUUUCGAAGGUAAUAGUACUUGCCCUGUUGGGUGUGCUUUUUGCAUUAUGUUGACAUUGCCAGCAAGUCAGCCUUCAGGCUAGUGCUUGUGUCUUUGUGUCGAUUUUUUCAUUGUUUUCUGGGUAUUGAUGGGUGGUCUUUGUAGCAUGGCCAGCUCCACCAAAUGCUUUCGUUAAAGGGAUACAGAACUGAACUUUUGCCACCAGGAUUGUCAGCCCAAUUGAAAGCUUGGGUGCUGAAAGUGGUUAACAGAACCUUGUGUUUGGGCAGAAGCUGGUGGAAAAUAAUGAAUUUAAUGCGUCUUUCACAAACAGCUGUGAACCAGAGGAGGUGACGUUUAACCCCCCCCCCCCCCUCGCCGGAAAACGGAGUCGCCAACCAUGCUGGCCGUCACCUGCGCCUCUCAACCUGCUCCACUCCAUCUUGAACUUCAUUAGUACAGCGCUACACUAGACACGGACAAAAGGGAGGAAAAUGAGCAACCUUUUUUCCAUGUCCAGUGUUGUGGUGUAACGACGUUCAAGAUGAAUCUCAACCAACUGGCCCAACUUGCCUUCUUGCUGCUGCGGUUCCUAGAACCAGUACAAACAACACUAGCAGCGAACAGUGCUUUCGGGUGGAGUACAUCUCAGUGCUUUUGUGGAAGGAGAAAGGGAAUUAGCUGGACAGGAAAGCGUGCACCCUGCUUCUGUCGCGAGGAUGCUUGACAUCACGCCCGUGAAUGUGCAGCUCUGUGACAUGCAGCCGCCACGCGAUCACAUUCCUCUAAAAAUACAGCCAUCUGUUAAAAAACAUGUGAAUCGAACUCUGUUUGCUGGAACAGUCACGUCUUACGUCUUCUGAGUGGAAUUUCAAUGUUUUCGGCAUUUCUUUCUAUUUCUGUUCAGUAUCCCUUUAAAAAGUGUGCAUCAGCAUUUGUGCUGUGUACAAGAAAAGCAGGUUGUGUGUGUGGUGUAAGUGCACAGGUAUAAUGACUGCUCUUAUUCAUACACUAUUUAUUUUCACCAGCCCUCAUGAGGGGAUCGAGUUGUGAUAUUGAUCUAAUGCUAAGUCCAUGAAUUAUCGUUCGAUUACUAUUUGAUGUUAUUGCGUGGGAUGUUUUGUGCUUAUCUGAUUCUUUCACACUGUACCUAAGAAAACCACAAUUUCCACCUCUUCUAUCACUCUACAGCGCAAAACUAGGGGGGCAGCCACUGUUCGCUUCUUUUCGCAGACAAAUGAAACAGUUGUUUGCUCUUUUUUGGGUUUACGAAAGAAACAGGUAAGCACCACACACCAAACGCAAGAAAUAAGCGGUCCACUUGUGUAUCUGAGACGACUGGAGGUUUUUCCUGACCAGAUUCUGCUGCAACGUGCCCCUUUUCAAAGUUCGUCAUGUGAAGUUCGGGUCUGGCACAAAACAGCCACCACAUUUCCUGCGCACACGGCACGCUCAUUUUCGAUAUCACCUCGAUUGGGGCUUUCAAUUUAAACGAAUAAUGUCUCAAAGAACAGGAGAGUUUAGUGAUUUCUAAAAUAAGGGGCAUGCCAUUAAUUGUCACGUCCUGCAACUUUCCACGUAAACAACUGCCCUCAAUUUAAUAAUAACAUUUAAUUAAAUAGUUUUUGUUAAUUACUCAUUCACUGUAACUUUGGGUGUGCAGUUUUUCCUGCCUCACCGUAGAGUUCGUGUGUGAAGACAACAGGUGCCUGACUGUCAUAGAUUUUUAAUUAAGAUCUGUGUUGUCUAAAAUGAACAAUGCCUUGUACGUUUAGCCUCUGGGCAAAGAUGUUCAGAAAAGUAAGAAGUCCAUUGACGCUUAGGAUAUUCUGUUAUGUGAAAUCGGAGUUUACCCUUAUCUAAAUGUGCUCCGAACUAGUUGCCAUCCCUGAUGACAUUGAGUAGAUUGAGAGCUGCCAUUGGUUCUCUGGAAGUGGGCAGUAUGUUUGGAUCCUUCCUACUGUGAUUGCAGUAUGUUUAAAUGAAGGGGUGUGCGAAUGUUAAAAAAAAUUUCAUAUGACUUGGUCUUUGAAUGAAAUACUAGCUAUUCAUCAAGGCAAAUAUUUUUCCAGUCUUUUAAUGUGUGAACUGUACCGAAAUAUACAAAAAAUUGGUGAAAAAGUAUGCCAUGUUUCACUCCCAUGGGCAUAGUAUUGGCAUAAAACAUAAGGAGUUUAAGUAGAACAGCCUAUACUUUACUGGCCUAUAGAAUGAUCAUUCGCAGUCAGUGAAGACUUUAGUGCAUGUAAAUAACUCGUUCAUUUGGCCCUGAUGUGUGUUUCUAGCCAUAAAAUUUUGAAUACUAGGAUGUGAGCACCAUGGUAUAUUAAUUGUAAAAUGCCCUGUUCAAUACUAAAAGACGUACUCGAAAUUCAAUUUCAUUCUUUCCUGGCACCACUAGUUCAAUCUAAGAAGUGUUCAUUUGUACAUCCUUAAUUAAUGAUGAAGCUAAUUAAAUGUGCCUUUGAUAAGGGUUGCACACUUCUGAGAGAGAUCUGCUUAUGCUGCAUCAGUAAGGACUGAAAUUGCUGCACUGUGUGCAUCUUGGAACAUGGAUUGGAAACAUUCUGCUCUUGAUAUCUAGCUAUACCCAUACUGAGAAGUUAAAAGAAUAUUUCUGUGAGGCACUUUAAUUUUUUUUUAUAAGAAUUCAUUGCCUUCCAAAAGCAUGUUUCAGCACAAUUAGCUGGUUGCUUACUGCUCAGUAACAACCAGCAGGUACUCUGUUUUUCCCUUGCAUACCUGAGUUUUUUCUCGUAUAGGUAACUGUAAAAAAACGUUCAGCGUCUGAUGUAAUAUGAAGUGGCCGUAACAGCCAGCUGUGGUGGCGUAUGCAGACCACAAUCCACUGGGUUGUCGAAAGAAUGAUGAAAUUGUGUUGAAAUUGUGGUGGUUGGAGUUGUGGUGAAAUUGUGCCGAAAGAAUGGAGAACGGUGAAACUGUGUCGAAAGAAUGGAGAACGGUGAAACUGUGUGUUGUGUCAGGUAAUACUCUUUCAUGCAUACAAGUGUUGUUCCGCAAAAGACAACUUUUGAUGGGAUGGCAUUAGGUGGUGAUGGUUGUACAAGAUGAUGUGAGCUGCUGUGCAUUUGUUAUGUUGAUGAUUUUAGUGGCCCACUUUGAUGACUGAAAGUUUUCUCUUGGUACGCACUGCUAUUCCAGGCAAACUGGCAUGUUGCAUUUACCUACCUGGGAAAUUGGGCGGGCUCGUAAUGAUUUAAUCUUGUUUGGAUGAUAUUGGUCACACCUCUGUCAGUGCAUGACAUGGUUGCGUUCAGCCAGGAGUGGGUGGAACUCAAGGAAGCUGAUCAUACAUUCCGCACAGCUGUUCCUGUGCAGUGGUGAAUGUGAGCUGUUUGCACAUUUCCAAGAUUCAUUUCGUGUUACUAGAGUUGAGCCCUUUCGUAAGAGACAUAACCAGUCUGUGUCCCUUAUACGAGGGGUCUCUUAUAAGUGGGCUCUCCAUUUUAUGAUCAAGCCUUAUUUUCAUCUAGGAACCCAGCGACUAAAAUAAGCAUUAAGGAAGGGCCUGUUGCUAGAUGCUUACGAUAUACCAUUUGCUCUAAUGUUGUGCUGUUUGCUUGGUGGACUGCCACACAGAGAACAUGUUAUCGACACGACGACAUUCUAGCAUUAUUUGAUCUUGCUUCCUCGGAAGUUGGCACGGUGGCUGGUUUGUGCCAGUGAAGGUGCAGCUUAUCGCUGUGCUCUCAUUUGCCAGGUAGAUUGGUCAACACUGUGCAGUGUGGUAGGCAGUGCACUCUUUCUAUUCUUCGGCCUUGUGGACACCACCACAUCUGCGGUACUUCUCAGCUAGGCGCUAUGUGAAUGAAAGAGCUUACCACACACUGCUUGUAUUUGCUCACAGAGACGCACACACUCACACCCUUAGCAACUUCUCUGCAUCGCAUUCCUAUUGCAGGGCUUCAGUGUUUCACAGCCUGCCGAUGCACUCUGCGUUUAUAAAUCAUGAGCGCACACAUCUGUGAUAAUUAAGUGCCGUUAAAGGGACACUAAAGGCAAAAGUCGACGUUGAUUGUCGAAAUAGCGUUCCAGAAACCUUGUAGUGCUUGUUUCGUGCCAAGGAAAUGCUUAUUUUGAAUGAAGAUCACGUUUAAGUGGUCAACACAGCAUUAGCGCACUUCAAAUCGCGCACCAGAAAAGGCCUCCUGACGUAGCGUUUGCCUUGCCCAAUGUUGCCUGCCUUUACUGCCCGGCAACCGACGCUGUGGUUUCUGCUCUGAAGGGCACAUUACACAACAUCACAUAGACACUGCAUUUCAUCGAAAAUUCCGUUAGAGCAACUUUAAUGAGCAUGCAAGGCAGGCCCGUAGCCAGUGGGGGGGCCCAGCACCCCCCCCCCCCGAAAUUUUGAUGACACAUGGUGUUUUAUCGAAAGUAAAUGAUGAAUAUAGGCGUUUUUUUCAAAUAGUCAAGGUUUUCAACAAGUGGGCCCCCCCAAAAAAAAUUCCUGGCUACGGGCCUGAUGCAAGGCACACGCAGCAGUACGCGAUAGCGAAACUACGACUGAGAUGCAACCAUGCAAGCAGAGCGCAGCCCUGCGAAAACUGAACUUUUGCACAACCCACACCGUUCUCUACUGCGACGUCAAGUUCUAUUUUCCACGAAUCGAACAGAAACUCGCAAGCACCAUUUUAUCACGUCUUGCAAUGCUCGGAAUGUUCUUUUUUUUAUCAUGAGUAAUAGCUUGAAUACUAGUGAUAACUUGUACUCUGGACUCUUGACAUCACGGGCUCGUUCCAAAACGCCCCCGCUGGUGGCACAUAUAGUGUCCUACAUUUACCUUAAUUCUCGAUUACUAGAGCACUGCUAUUGAUAAUAUGACAUUUUAGACAUUCUAAUUGACCUUUCACUCUUACAUAAAUUUCUCUUUGCUUUAACGUCCCGUUAAGUGCUAAUGGCACUGCAUUUGAAGUUGAAAUGUGUGCAGGGGUGAGACGUCUGCGCAUAUUGUGCCUAUUU